AUGACGAAAAAUGCUCUUAGAAAUAUCGAUAUUUCUGGCCCAUCGUUAAUUUCGACCGAAACGCUGAACAGCGAAAAAGAUGGCGAAAACCACUACUCAAUCGGCGUACUCGUCAAAAUCGACAAUAAAGAGGAAGCUUACAAGCUCGAUCCGUCCAAAUCGCUCGACGAAAUCGUCACAGAAGUCAUGCAGAUCCUCCAAGCCACGAACGAUAAGCUUGAAAACUCGUUGAAAGUCAAGGGAACGCCACGAGCUUUAUUACUAGAGACUCAGAAUUCAAGGCGAUACAUCACUGAAGAAUUGCUGAAAUCAAACAGAAUCGACAAGGGAUCAACGCUUUUACUCGGAACAUCUCCAGAUCGCCUCGCUUCGCACAUUUUAAAACUUCUUUCUCAACAGCGUUCUCCGGAUGAUGCAAAGAACUGGCACCAAAACCUCAGCUAUUUGCUUCAAUACAGUGAAGAUAUCGUUUUCAACCGAAUAUUCAUCUCGAAAAAUGGCCUCAAAGUUUUGCUCUCGGUCGAUAAAGAGGUGCAGGAAGCGAAUUUGGAGAAGAUUCUAACGAUUUUGAUGGCGUUGCUUGACGAUAACUUGAUUGAUUAUAAAGACAUUCUUUCGCACAUUUCCGACUUUACCGAUCAGCUGAUCAAGUUGCUCAACGAAAGAACUAAUAAUGGACAAGGAAAGCUUCUCCAGAAGACGAUAAAUCUUCUCGAUCGCGGAUUACAAGAAGUUCCUGCAGUCAGAGCACAAAUUUUUAAGCUGCUAAAUGACUCGCCGAUUUUGCAUACGAGAAUAAGCGACAAGGAAGAAAAUAUUCAACUGGCUUCGUUGAUGUUGGUCAAUAGUGUUUUAUUCAUGUCAAGGGAGGGCCUUUACACUUUAAUUGAGGCCAGCUGGAAUUCAAGCAAUAGGUACCUUGAAUUUCGAAUCCUGAUUGAAAGAGACAACGAGCAAAUCGACAAUGCUCUUCUCAACAAGUUAAAACAAAGAAUCUUCAACUCAUUGAUCAAACUCGGCCGUUUGAAGGAAGAAAGCGCGGUGGGAACCUUCCAACGAAUCUAUCUCAAGCUCAAAUACGAAAAAGACAUCACCACCCGUGGCGAUCCACAGUCGACACAGCAGCAGCAGGUCAUUUCCAAGGUCGUCAAAAAUUUGGAAAAAGAGAGUUGGGAAACUGUCAUUUCGGGAAAUUCUUCGAAUCAUCCUUUGACCGAUUUUCAAACGCCUGUUGGAAUACUACCGUUGAAAUGCAUCGAGUUCUUCUCUAGAAAACACAGGGACGACUGCCUUACAAUCAUCACAAACAAUGCUACCCGGCACAAGGGAAUGUUUCCCAUCGUUCCCGCUGCAAAUGAAGUCGUUUCAAUUCUUGUCGAUUCUUUGGACUUCAAGGGCUCUCAAACAAUCUCAUCAGAAUUCCACGAGCUCGUUUUUGGAAUUUCUUCGGACACUUUCGAGGAGAUUUUCUCAGCAACUUUUAUGUCGUUUUGGGCGACGUGGCGAGAUGCUAAUGCUGUUAUGGCAGACUUCAAGAAAGUCGUCAAUGUUCUGAAAGAACAAGUCAAAAAUUCCCUCACGCAAAAUACCAGCACACUCCAGCAAUUCAAGAAGAACCUCGCUCAGAACAACUACAACUCGCUCGUCGAAGCACAGCACAUUUUCAAAGACGAUGCUGAUCUCGAAAACCAUCAAAGCGUACUCUUAGUAAAGGAGCAUCUCAGAAAAGAAGUGACAAAAGUCGUGGAAGAAAAUCGCCUUAUGUUGAUGGAGAAAACUUGUCGAUUUACGGACGCGAAUCAGAAAAAGUCAUUUGUCUACAUGAGACUGGACAAAAGCAGAAGACACAUUUCAGUGGAUUCGAAAUCGUCCACUUUUGAAGGCGCCUUUUCUAGCUCAAGCGCGAAGCAUGUUCAAAUUCGAAACAUGAUCAGAGUUUAUCAAGGAGUAGAAGCAAAACCUGUCGUUGAAAAAACCGGAAAGCACAAACGCAAAAUGAUUGACUACUCACUGCUUUUCGCAAUUGAACAUAAAGUCGCGGAAGGCGAGUCUCAAACAAUGACUCUUCUUGCUGACAGUAGUUCUACGAGAAACACAUGGGUAGAUGGGUUGAAAUCACUCCUCUCUGUCAAUUUUGCGCCUUCCGAGUCGUUCACUGCUGAUGUGGAUCAUCUUCUGCAAUUGCGACUAAAGAUCCAACUGAUCGACUUUCAAGAGAUCAGAAUACCCACUCAAUUCAAAAGAAUCGACUCUCUUCAACCACCACCUGAAGAAUGGACUCAAUCUCCGAACCGCUAA
This is a messenger RNA of Oikopleura dioica, 2298 nucleotides long. Lineage: Eukaryota; Metazoa; Chordata; Appendicularia; Copelata; Oikopleuridae. The record is from the annotation of a GenBank genome assembly.